Catharus ustulatus (Swainson's thrush) is the source of this 2144-nucleotide messenger RNA. Its product is annotated as fibroblast growth factor 11-like. The coding region runs from base 110 to 496 and encodes 128 amino acids. Gene Ontology annotation, cellular component: cytoplasm. The record is from RefSeq and is a predicted model, not a curated record. NCBI's taxonomy places the organism in Eukaryota, Metazoa, Chordata, Aves, Passeriformes, Turdidae. The transcript has 4 exons. Gene Ontology annotation, molecular function: fibroblast growth factor receptor binding; growth factor activity. Gene Ontology annotation, biological process: regulation of cell migration; fibroblast growth factor receptor signaling pathway; animal organ morphogenesis.
CAAAGUGCGGGGCUGCGGCCGCAGGAGGAGACCCCGCGAGAAACCCCCCGAACCGCAGCUCCGCGGCGCCGUGGCGCGGCUCCGGGGCGGCCACGGCCACUUCCUGCACAUGGGGCCGGACGGGCGGCUGGACGGCACCUGGGAGGAGGCGGGGCCCGGCACGCUGUUUAACCUGAUCCCGGUCGGGCUCCGCGUCGUCGCCAUCCAGGGCGCGCGCGCCGGGCGCUACGUGGCCAUGAACGGGGCCGGCGUCGUCUACGCCUCCGUGCACUUCACCCCCGAGUGCCGCUUCAAGGAGUGCGUGUUCGAGAAUUACCACGUGCUCUACGCCUCGGCGCUCUACCGGCAGCGCCGCUCCGGCCGCGCCUGGUACCUGGGGCUGGACCGGCACGGGCGCCCCAUGGCCGGGCCCAGGGUCAGGAAGGACAAGGCAGCCGCGCAUUUCCUGCCCCAGCUGCUCGAGGGUGAGCCCCAAAAUAUCCUAAAUUUACCUUAAAAUUGGGAUAUGGGAGCCCCCGGGGUCAGGGAGUGACCAGGAGUGACCAGCAGUGACCCCAUGGCCGGGCCCAGGGUCAGGAAGGACAAGGCAGCCGCGCAUUUCCUGCCCCAGCUGCUCGAGGGUGAGCCCCAAAAAUCCUGAAAUUUAUCUUAAAAUUGGGAUAUGGGCUGGGAGUGACCAGGGAGUGACCAGGGAGUGACCAGGAGUGACCAGGGAGUGACCAGGGAGUGACCCCAAGGCUGCAGCCACUUCCUGCCUCAGCUGCUCGAGGGUGAGCCCCAAAAAACUCAAAAUUUAUCUUAAAUUGGGAUAUGGGCUGGGAGUGACCAGGGAGUGACCAGCAGUGACCCCAUGGCCGGGCCCAGGGUCCGCAAGGACAAGGCUGCGGCUCACUUCCUGCCCCAGCUGCUCGAGGGUGAGCCCCAAAAAUCCUGAAAUUUACCUUAAAAUAUCUCUGGGAUUGAGUGUGGGAUGGGAGUGACCAGGGAGUGACCAGGGAGUGACCAGCACUGACCCCAAGGCAGCCGCUCACUUCCUGCCCCAGCUGCUCGAGGGUGAGCCCCAAAAAUCCUGAAAUUUAUCUUAAAAUUGGGAUAUGGGAACUUCUGGGGUCAGGGAGUGACCAGGGAGUGACCAGGGAGUGACCAGGGAGUGACCAGCACUGACCCCAUGGCCGGGCCCAGGGUCCGGAAGGACAAGGCAGCCGCUCACUUCCUGCCUCAGCUGCUCGAGGGUGAGCCAAAAUAUCCUAAAAUUUACCUUAAAAUUGGGAUAUGGGAGCCCCUGGGGUCAGGGAGUGACCAGGGAGUGACCAGGGAGUGACCAGGGAGUGACCAGGGACUGACCAGGGACUGACCCCAAGGCUGCAGCCACUUCCUGCCCCAGCUGCUCGAGGGUGAGCCCCAAAAAACUCAAAAUUUACCUUAAAAUAUCCCUGGGAUUGAGUGUGGGCUGGGAGUGACCAGGGAGUGACCAGGGAGUGACCAGCACUGACCCCAUGGCCGGGCCCAGGGUCCGCAAGGACAAGGCUGCGGCUCACUUCCUGCCCCAGCUGCUCGAGGGUGAGCCAAAAAACAACAAAAUUUACCUUAAAAUUGGGAUAUGGGAACCUCUGGGGUCAGGGAGUGACCAGGGAGUGACCAGGGAGUGACCAGGACUGACCCCAUGGCCGGGCCCAGGGUCCGGAAGGACAAGGCUGCGGCUCACUUCCUGCCCCAGCUGCUCGAGGGUGAGCCAAAAAACAACAAAAUUUACCUUAAAAUAUCCUUGGGAUUGGAUAUGGGAGCCCCCGGGAUCAGGGAGUGACCAGGGAGUGACCAGGGAGUGACCAGGAGUGACCAGCAGUGACCCCAUGGCCGGGCCCAGGGUCAGGAAGGACAAGGCUGCAGCUCAUUUCCUGCCCCAGCGGCUCGAGGGUGAGCCCCAAAAAUAUCCUAAAUUUAACUCAAAAUUGGGAUAUGGGAACCCCUGGGGUCAGGGAGUGACCAGGGAGUGACCAGGGAGUGACCAGGAGUGACCCCAAGGCAGCCACGCAUUUCCUGCCCCAGCUGCUCGAGGGUGAGCCCCAAAAAUCCUAAAAUUUACCUUAAAAUAUCCCUGGGAUUGAGUGUGGGAUGGGAGUGACCAGGGAGUGACCAGGGAGUGA